Centruroides sculpturatus (bark scorpion) is the source of this 1058-nucleotide messenger RNA. Its product is annotated as transport and Golgi organization protein 2 homolog. The coding region runs from base 1 to 888 and encodes 295 amino acids. Gene Ontology annotation, biological process: Golgi organization; protein secretion. The transcript has 7 exons. Gene Ontology annotation, cellular component: Golgi apparatus. The record is from RefSeq and is a predicted model, not a curated record. Lineage: Eukaryota; Metazoa; Arthropoda; Arachnida; Scorpiones; Buthidae.
AUGUGUCUCUUGUUGCUUUACGUUGUGCCUAAUCCUUUAGAUAAAGACGAUUAUUUGGUCAUUCUGGCAAGUAACCGAGAUGAAUUUCUCGAUAGACCGAGUUCGUGUUGUCACUUUUGGGAAAAGGAUCCGGAUAUAAUCGGAGGUAUGGAUUUAGAAGAAGGUAAAGAAGGAGGAACAUGGUUAGCCAUGAACACCGAAGGAAAAAUUUCUCAUAUUCUUAAUAUAAUAAAACCUUUGAAAUCUACAACAGCGGUUAGAAAACGUUCUAGAGGUUUUCUAGUGGUAGAUUAUCUGAAAAGCAGGUUAGACGGUCCAACCUUUCUCUAUAAUUUGCAAAAAGAAUCUAACGUAUAUGAUGAUUUUACAAUGAUAACAGUAGAUAUCAGACCUACAUUACGUAAAGUAAAAGCCUGUUAUUACACAAAUUCGGGGAAACAGAUACCCAUUGUCUUACCGUCGGGAUGUCACGUAUUUGGCAAUUGUGUCCCUAGUCAUCCGUGGGAAAAACUUGGAGCUGCUAAAAAGAAAUUCGCGGAGGUCCUACAUCGACAUGGUAAAAUAACCAGUAAAGAAUCACUUAUUCAGGAUUUGUUCGAGAUGCUGAAAGAUGACACUCAGUAUGGACCCGACGAACAACUAAUAAGCGAUGCCGAAGGAAGAACGGAAGAAACAUUAAGGCAACUAAGUUCCAUUUUUGUCAAGGAUAUGGACAGUUGGUACGGAACGAGGACACAUACAGUGAUUAUCGUCGAUCGAGAUGGCAAUGUGGAUUACAUAGAGAAGACCAUGCAAGAGCCAAUUACCAUUUCACGCGAGCCAUCGUGGAUAACGACUCGGAUGUAUUUUACUAUGAAAGAACAAUACAUGAUAAAUUCUCAUCUUUAAUGUAACUUUAAUUAAUUAUUUCUCUUGAAAUUUUGAAAUAAUUGUAAAUAGAUAGUAUAUAGUCCAAACUCCAAUAACGGCCACAUCUAAAACAGCGGCCAUUUAUAUAACCGUUGUUCGUAGGUUUGACUGUAGUUGUAUUAUUUACUAAAAUAUCGCGUAAUUCUAAU